AUGCGACUGACUGCUAUGCCACUGCACGAUGCCACCAGAUUCCUUAUUCUUCUCAAUCAGCAACGCCUCACCGACGUCGAGCUGAAUCUUCAACUCGAAGAGAACAACGAGCAGCUGGAAAUGAUGGCCAAAGACUUAGAGGUUGAAAAGAGAAAAACAGAUUCGAUUCUCAAGGACAUGUUGCCGCCUUUGAUAGCAGAUCAUAUCAUGAACAACAAGCAAGUUCAUGCUUGCGAAUUCGAAAAUACAACGGUGAUGUUCUCCGAUAUUCCCGAUUUCCAAUCUAUUCUAGUACAUUGUCAUCCGAAGGAUGUCGUACAGCUGCUCAACGAUUUGUUUCAUCGAUUUGACCGAUUAGUUAUUAUGCACAAGGUAUCGAUUCUAGCCUACAAGGUGGAGACCGUCGGCGAUAGUUACCUGACAGUUGGCGGAAUUCCGGAACAGAUACCUGAACAUGCAGAAAUUAUUUGUCAUUUAGCCAUCGGUAAGCUCCUUUUUUAUUGA
This is a messenger RNA of Angiostrongylus costaricensis, 504 nucleotides long. NCBI's taxonomy places the organism in Eukaryota, Metazoa, Nematoda, Chromadorea, Rhabditida, Metastrongylidae. The record is from the annotation of a GenBank genome assembly.